AUUAACAACUAGAAUAUUAAUUAUUAUAGUGCCGAUAGGUUCAAACUUUGGAAUUCGGAAUUAAUGUAAAAUGUAACCAGUCCGCGAAGUAACCUCAACAUUAAGACAGUAUUUUUAUAGUGUAUGCUAUAGUAAAUACUUAGAAGUUUUACCUGUGAAAAAAGUUUAAAUAUUCGUUUCUUCAGCAUCUUUAACCAAGGAGACGAAGAUGGAUAACGAUAACGAUACACUAGUCAACGUCACGUCACAAUACAACACAACCACGACCUCGGCGGGCGGUGGCUAUGAACCGGGAGUGUACGAGAAAUCCAGGGAACAGUUAUGGAAGAUAGUGGCACCCAUCAUCAUCGUCGUCGGCAUCGUCGGGAACCUCCUUUCCGUAGUCGUAUUCCUCCGGCAGAUGCGGAAAGUGACGUCCACCGUGGUGUUCCUGUUCACGUUAGCGCUGUCAGACAUCGUCAUCCUGCUGUGCGGCCCUCUCAGAAACUGGAUUAGGUUCACAUGGGACGUGGACAUUCGGCUCAUGUCGGACACCGGAUGUAGGUUGCAGGUAUACGUUACCUACCUCAGCCUCCAUUUUUCAUCGUGGCUGCUCGUAGCUGUGACAUUAGAACGUGCAAUUAGUGUUAUCCUCCCGCAUAGAGUGAAACUGAUAUGUACACCGAAGAACGCCUUUGCUUACACUUUGAUUUUGUUUCUAGUACUUGCUGCUCUUAACACCGUGAAUAUUGUAAUGUACAGUUUAAACGGAGUUAAAAAUCUCAAUUGUGCACCGAAAACGGCCGAGUAUCGAUCAUUUCGUGACAACAUAUUUGAGUGGAUUGACUUGGCCGUGUCAUUUGCUAUUCCGUUCAUUAUCCUUUUGGCAGGGAAUGCGGUGAUCAUCCACCACCUGCAGAGAUCCCGGUCCAGACGAGAUCAGCUGAUGGCAGGACAGGGCGACCGUCAGGAUGCGUCCGGGCGUUACUCGAGGUCGGUUUCGGUGCUGCUGAUCAGCCUUUGUUUGAUAUUCCUUGUUACAAUGACACCCAUCUCCGCCUACCUCGUCUACUACCCGAUCCGUUACAGGCAGGUGGAGGCGCUGUACACCCGUGAUGCGCUCGCCGGCUGGCACAGCUUCCAGGAGCUGCUCUUUUACCACACAGUCUUUAGCCUUCUCAGCUACACCAACGCCGCGCUCAAUUUCUUGUUGUACGUCUUCAGCGGCACCCGUUUCCGAUCAGAGCUGGUGGCAAUGCUGAGUUGCGCGGUGCCAUCCGGAUUUACGUUGGUUUGUGAUCGCUCCCCAACUCACCAGAAACACGAAACAUCCGGCUCGAACUCCACCGAACCAUCACGAAACACCUCCCAAACGAGAUUUUAAUCAUGGACCUAGCACCACCUGCUAUUGAUAUAUUUUUAUGAAAAAAAACGACCGUAAGAUGUUCAUUUAUAUAAAUACAAUUUCAUUUUUCGGCGGUUGCUGUUUAACGACUGUUCUGACCUAUCUGUUAGACAAAUAUCUCAGAUUGUAGACCAAUCAAAUAUUGUAUUUAAUGAAUGACGAAAAAAUGGGAGCAGGAUUUUUCAACCACUUUCCAAACGAAGAGUUUUCAAUCCACAUACUGUUCAACCCCUAUUUAAAGACUUUUCAAACCCUACCUGUUUGGGCAUUUCAACCCUUAGUUUGAGGAUUUUUUAACCUCUUCUCUCACUGUUUUAAAUGUCAUAUUGAAGAUGUUCAACCCCUAUAUUAAAGACCUUUCAAACUGAUGCGUUAUCCCGCACAAUUUUGGUGUUAAUUUAAAGGAUAUUGCUUGAUACACAUAUGUCAAGUGGAUGAGUUUACGUGUAUUAUGGACAAAGUUAAAGCAAUGCUUUUGUCUUUAAGGUACACAAUUGUGUAAUGGCCAAAAAAACUAAUUGCAUAGAAGGAUUUACGGCACGAUCUUCAUAUUUUCCCAGAAGUGUAGAACACCCAUAAAAAUCUCAACUUAAAGCCUUAUAGAACCUGAUUUACUUUUCUAAAAACAGUUAUGGAGUGUGGAACAAAUCCCCGCACGGACAAAAUUAUUUUAACUCAUUUUGGUAUAGGUGGGCAUAAUCGCCCCCCCCCCCCCCAUCAAUUUUCAUUAUCCCUCCCAUCAUUUUUACAAGGCGGGCAUAGUCCCGGGAGGGAUUUUGUCCGGGGAGGGGGGUUGUUAUGCGCUCUAAAAAAAUGUUAGAAAUGUAGUACCGUAUGGCUAUCUCAGAACAGUUUGAUUAUAGUUGUUGAUGAUGUGAUCUAUAUUGUAUUAUCUAAUAAUUCUGAUAUGAGGGUAAUGAUGGCCCCAAUUUCUCGAAACUUCUUAAGCUUAACAGGCUUAAGUAGCUUAUUUCAAUUAGCCGAAAUACAUACUUUAUUGAAUUUUGAUGAAUGAAAACUGGUUAAUUUCAUCAAGAUAAUUCCUAUCAAAAGUAUAAAAAGCUCUUGAAGAAGUAAAUAUUAUGAAAUAAAAAAAUAAAUAAAAAAAAUAAAUAGUGAGAUAACUUAAUCCCGAUAACAUUAUCUUAAUCCUGUUAAAAGGGACUUAAGAAGUUUCGAGAAAUUGGGGCCAGAGUCUUCGAGCCUUAGUUAGCUGUCAUUUCCAAGUUACUAUAACGUUGUGACCAUACUGAAUAUUUAUUGUGUGUUUAUUUUUUCGAUAUUUUGCCAAGAAAAGUCUAAUUUUUAAGACAUACAAUUUAUGAGUUUCAAAUUUGACUCAUAAAUCUAGAAAUUAUGAAGUAUUAUAAUGAAUUUAUUUUAAGGUGAACUAAUUAUAUUGUCUUGUUCAUUGAUGACAAAGUAUGGUGUGUUUAUUUGUUGUUUUUUUCUUAAAUGUUUCUAGUUUUCUGUCUUUUUCACAUACUAAAAAAUAUAAUGACAUUCUGUGUCAAUUAAAUUGUAUUACAUGAUUAACACAGAAUUUUAUUUUGUGGUGCCCGUUUUUAAUAUAAAGUCAGUGAUUUCUUCGAAAAGAAUUUAAUAUUUGUCCUACUAAUAUAUCACUUAUUUUAAUCCUAAGAUCCUCUAUUCUUGUAUUUCCAUAUGUGUUUCCAUCCUCGGCACCCCAGCGUAUCAUACAUAACCUAUAUGAUAUCAUAUUGGUUAUGAUACGCU
Messenger RNA from Mya arenaria, 3121 nucleotides. RefSeq names its product galanin receptor type 2-like. The transcript has a single exon. Bases 209 to 1363 code for a protein of 384 amino acids. The record is from RefSeq and is a predicted model, not a curated record. Gene Ontology annotation, cellular component: plasma membrane. Lineage: Eukaryota; Metazoa; Mollusca; Bivalvia; Myida; Myidae. Gene Ontology annotation, biological process: G protein-coupled receptor signaling pathway. Gene Ontology annotation, molecular function: G protein-coupled receptor activity.